AUGGUAGCGGAUAUUGAAAUUGCACUCAAAGAUUGUGAGGAUGAGAAUACAAGUGACAUUUUACGCCACGAUGUCUCUAAUAUUCUACAUUCAGCUAUUUGUCGACAAACAAGUCCAGAAGAAAAGUAUUUCAUUAGCCUUCAGAAUAAAACGAAAGAAUUUUUCAACGAACAUCCGGAAAUACUUGUAUUAAAGUCUGAUAAGGGGGCGAAAACUGCUUUUAUGUUGGCUGAUCAACAUCAAGUACUCACAGAUGAAAUGCUUGGUGAUACUAACACAUAUAAAAUUAUUACGGAUCCGACAUCAACGAUUCAAAGAAUGAACAACACUGUUGUCAAGGAACUUUUUGAAACUCAAAGUAUUGAUUUUAAUACCAAACGUAAAUUAACAACAUACACGGCAAUAGCCCCAAGAGCUUAUUUUUUACCGAAGUGCCAUAAACCAACACUUUCCCUUAGACCGAUCGUAGCGGAUAUAAAUGGACCAACAAGAAAAUCAGCUGAAUUUUUGGCCACAAUUCUCGGCAAAUUACCUAAAUCACCGUUCUUCGUUAGAAAUUCGUAUGAUUUUAAAGAUUGCAUUACAACGUAUACAAUUAAUUCAAACGAGAAGCUGAUAUCUUUGGAUGUGGUUUCUCUUUUUACAAAUGCACCAAUUUGUGAUAUUAGAGAAAUUAUCAGCCGUAGAUGGCCUGAAAUACAGCAGUUGACAAAAUUACCAAAGCACCAAUUUUUAAAACUUUUUGAUUUAUGCACGAACAAUAGCUAUUUCAUGUAUAAAGGUCAAGUUUAUAAGCAAAUUUUUGGUACCCCAAUGGGUAGUCCAAUAAGCUGUAUUAUCACUGAAAUUUUGAUGGAUGAUAUUUUAUCAAAAGCAAUUUCGGCCAUAAAAAGGGAAUUGGAUUAUGAUAUCAGAUUGUUGAAGAAAUAUGUGGAUGACAUCUGUGCCAUUGUACCUUCGAACUUGAUUUAUGAAGUACUAGCUAUUUUCAACAGUUUUAAUGAACACAUUCAAUUUACAAUUGAAAUGGAGGUUGAGAACAGAUUACCGUUUUUGGACAUUUUAAUUAAACGGGAUUUGAAUGGAGUUUUAAGCACGGAGUG
Messenger RNA from Contarinia nasturtii (swede midge), 1103 nucleotides. RefSeq lists its product as uncharacterized. The transcript has a single exon. The annotation marks the transcript as partial. Lineage: Eukaryota; Metazoa; Arthropoda; Insecta; Diptera; Cecidomyiidae. The record is from RefSeq and is a predicted model, not a curated record.